Pelodiscus sinensis (Chinese soft-shelled turtle) is the source of this 3426-nucleotide messenger RNA. RefSeq names its product transmembrane protein 43 (gene TMEM43). Gene Ontology annotation, cellular component: nuclear inner membrane. The record is from RefSeq and is a predicted model, not a curated record. Lineage: Eukaryota; Metazoa; Chordata; Testudines; Trionychidae. Gene Ontology annotation, biological process: lipid metabolic process; nuclear membrane organization.
UUUCUGCCUAUCCCAGCGUGCUUUGCGUUUUGCCGCGUUUCCUUCGGAAACAGUCCUUCGUCGCGUCCUGAAGAGAGCGAGCGGCUGUCAGAGCUCGGAUUCGCUAGGGCAGCGGCGCGGACUACAUUUCCCAGCAUGCCCCACAGCGGGCAAGCUGGGAAACUACAUUUCCCGGCAUGCUCCCACAGAGACAAAACCAGAAACUACAUUUCCCAGCAUGCCUCGCCCUGGGGAGUUGCUGCUCUGGGCCAGGGUGUUCAGUGCAACAGCGUGGCCUUUGGGCGGCAACUUUCUAGCGGCUACGCUCGGGGUUUGUACCUGCUGCCUUAGCCUGGCUGCGGCUGAACAUGUCCGGGCAUUUCUCUGACAUAAGUGGCAAGAAAGAACAUGUUAAAAUCACAAGUGAGCCCAAGCCAGGGUUUCUGGAGCGACUCAGUGAAACUUCUGGAGGGAUGCUAAUUGGGCUCUCAGCAUUUUGUCUCUCUUUUUACCUUCUUUUUACCAAUGAGGGACGAGCCUUGAAGACAGCCACUUCCCUCGAUGAGGGGCUUUCUCUUGUAGUCUCUCUUGACAAUAUUUUCAGCAUGUCUCAACAGAAUGAGGGAAAACUAGUGCACUUGUCAGGUGCCCUUAAAACAUCAAAGCCCUUGUUUGAUCCCAGCUAUGGGCUUUCCAUCCGGGCUGUCAAACUGAAACGUCAGGUGGAAAUGUACCAGUGGGUAGAAUAUGAAGACUCCAAAGAAUAUGAGGAGAAUGGUGAAGUUAAGAAAGAAACAAGAUAUUCGUAUAACACUGAAUGGAAAUCAGAAGUUGUUAACAGCAGAAAUUUUGAUCGAGAGAUUGGCCAUAAAAACCCCAGUGCCAUGGCUGUGGAAUCUUUCACUGCAAUUGCCCCUGAUGUCCAGGUGGGAAGUUUCUUUCUUUCAAAAGGUCUUAUUGAAAAAAUUGACAGUUUUAAGCAGAUGAGCUUGUCGAAACUGGAGGAUCCACAUGCUGACAUUACUCGAAGAGGAGAUUACUUUUAUCACAGCGAGAAUCCCGGGCGUCCAGAAGUGGGAGAUCUUCGUGUUUCAUUCUUCUAUGCUGGUCUGAGCGGAGACAAAUCCCACCUGGGCCCAGCAGACAUGGUGACUGUGAUUGCCCGUCAGCGAGGGGACCAGUUGGUUUUGUACCAAACCAAGUCUGGAGACAGCCUGCAGAUUCUUUAUCCUGGCGAUCUGUCUGCUGAGGAGGUGUUUCAAAAAGAGCAUGAGAGUAACACCAUGAAGACCUGGGGUCUCCGUGCAGCUGGCUGGCUGGCUAUGUUUGUAGGCAUCAACCUUAUGACCAGAAUCCUUUACACUUUGGUGGAUUGGUUUCCUGUUGUUCGAGAUCUGGUUAAUAUUGGACUUAAAGCUUUUGCUUUUUGUAUAGCCACCUCACUAUCCCUGCUAACUAUUUCUGUGGGCUGGUUCUUUUACCGCCCCCUCUGGGCUCUCCUGAUUGGGCUGCUGUCUGCGGUUCCUAUUGUGAUUGCAAGAUCCCGGGUUCCACCAAAGAAGCAUCAGUGAAGGUGGAAGAAUUCCUUUUUUCCUUGCACUUGGACUUUGUUUUUAAAUCCUUUGAAUCCUAAAUGCAUUUAUCAUGUAUCAAGCUAUUAUAUGUAAGGCACAUCACAGUUCAGAAUUUUGACUCCCUGCAUCAGAGUUUAGUAGGAAACCAAGAUGCAUUUUUUGUAUGCUUAUUACACCUCAAUGGGAAAAUGUAACUGUAGAGGCUGCAUUUUGGGGUGAGUGAUAUUCUGUGUAUUUACAGGAUACAUUUGUUACUUACAACUAUUUGCCAAUCUUUAAUUAUUAAAACAGUAAUGGUGUAUGCUAUCUACAGGGGAACAAGAACAGAUUUCCUUAUGCAAUCUGUGAUGUGCAAUAUCUAGCAGAUUGGCAGGCACACAAUCUCAUGUAACUACUUCCUUUAUUGUCUUAUGUACACAGAGGAAUAUACUUAAUGUUGACAAUGUUUUGAAGUGUUUAUAGACAAAAUGCUACUUGCAUGUGAGUGAAAGCUGUGCUAGACAUUUGUUUUUGGUAGUUAGAAAAUCAGGUAAUAUAUAUAUAUAUGGUUUUUCAAAAGUAAUUAGUGAUUUUUGGCUGCUCAGCCUUUUAAAGGGGAUGCUGCAAGAGAUGAGACUUCACUUACUCAGAAUCAGAACCCUUGAAGCGGUUUCAUUUGGACACCCAGAAUUGCUAGCAUGUCUACCUUGUUUUCUAAAACUUAAACUUAUUUCAAAUUCCACUUGCUUAAAGGUGUAAUCUUAACAUAUUGAAACUAAGAACUGAUGUAGUCUGUAAAACAAGUGUAAACUGUAGUUAAAUGAAAAUAUUAGUGUUUCCUCAUUGUAUUAAUUUCACUUAGUUUGGCUAAUGAAAAAUUCUCAGUUGGUUUCUUAUGCACUCAAUCUGUAGUGCUUGGAUUUAAACAGUCUACUGCAGUGUUUGCAACUGCCUCAUACUUAAUACCUUAAGUGAAAUUAAAUCAUUUAAAAAAUAUUUGCACCUUAAGAGUCUUUCAGCCUGCCUUUUUCUGUGCUUCCACUUUGGAUGUUUAAGAAAACCUCUGUCCGUGCACAAAGCAGCAAUGUGGUAGCUCACUGACCACGAUAUGGAGAAGGCUGAGUUUUCAAAAUCUUGUCCCUUGAAGUCCAGUUAAGAACUUGAAGAAAACAUCCUUUCCCUUGUUACACUAUUAUACUUGAAUAUAUUUAAUGGAUGAUGGGGCUUCGCUUGCUCAGGAUCUUAGUGUUAAAAAGGAGAAAGUACACCAAAGCUGAGGCAUGAAGAAGGUAUAGUCCUCAUCUAAGGAAUCAAAACAUGGGAUUUUAAAAUCAGUUACUUGUAGGUACCAGGUGUAUUAGCAUUAGUAAUAUAACAGGCCAAGGACCAUUUAAAUGAUGAAUACAAGAUGAGAUUCCAAGGCUUUAAUGAGGGGGCAAUUUUCUAUGCAGUUGUUAAUGUCUUGAUUGUUGACCUGGUUAUUGUCGUCUUGUAAUCUACAUUUCCUCCAAUUCUUUUUGCACAAAAUAUAAUGGCUUAUAAAAUGUAACAUGGGGCAGAUGCUGCUACUUGAAUGAACAAUAAUCAGUGUCAGGCAACAUUUUUAUUCCUGUGGGUGUUCAGCCAUUAGCAGUUCGUUUUCAAGGCUCUAGGACCCUAUUCUGCCCCAAUGGUCAGUGGGAUCAGGCUUUUGGUCAUGUUGCCUGGACAUGCAAAUUGUCAAUUGAAAGAUUUAUGAAGUGUUUUGCUACAUAAUUUGUGCAUCAAAUUGUGUUUUUGGGGAACUGGUACUUUUCAAACAGACCCCAGCUAUCAUUCAGCUAUUGUACAAUGGAGAUAUGAAAGUUUUCUAUGGAAGUGCUGAACUUGUGUAUAUUAAAAGUUUCUCACAUGA